Dromiciops gliroides (monito del monte) is the source of this 2936-nucleotide messenger RNA. RefSeq names its product toll interacting protein (gene TOLLIP). The transcript has 6 exons. Gene Ontology annotation, molecular function: ubiquitin binding; ubiquitin conjugating enzyme binding. The record is from RefSeq and is a predicted model, not a curated record. Gene Ontology annotation, cellular component: cytoplasm. Bases 107 to 931 code for a protein of 274 amino acids. Gene Ontology annotation, biological process: ubiquitin-dependent protein catabolic process. NCBI's taxonomy places the organism in Eukaryota, Metazoa, Chordata, Mammalia, Microbiotheria, Microbiotheriidae.
GGCCGGGCGGUCAGUCAGCUGACAAGCCCGCGGCGGCGGUGGCGGUGGAGGAAGAGGCGCCGGUGUUUGGGGUCUGGCAUCCAGCGGGUGAGCGGGUGACGUGACCAUGGCGACCACCGUCAGCACCCAGCGGGGCCCGGUUUACAUUGGCGAGCUGCCCCAGGACUUCCUGCGCAUCACACCCACACAGCAGCAGCAGCAGAUCCAGUUGGAUGCCCAGACAGCCCAGCAGCUGCAGUACGGAGGGACCUUGAACACCGUGGGCCGACUUAGCAUCACUGUGGUGCAGGCAAAGUUGGCAAAGAACUAUGGCGUGACCCGGAUGGAUCCUUACUGCCGAAUACGGCUGGGCUACGCGGUCUACGAAACAGCCACUGCCCACAAUGGCGCCAAGAACCCGAGGUGGAAUAAAGUAAUUCAGUGCACGGUGCCUCCGGGCGUGGACUCUUUUUACCUGGAGAUCUUUGACGAGCGCGCCUUCUCCAUGGACGACCGCAUCGCGUGGACUCACAUCACCAUUCCCGAGUCUCUCAAACAAGGGAAGGUGGAGGACGAGUGGUACAGCUUAAGUGGGAGACAGGGGGACGACAAGGAAGGGAUGAUCAACUUGGUCAUGUCCUACACAUCUCUACCGACCGCCAUGAUGAUGCAGCCCCAGCCUGUGGUCCUGAUGCCCACGGUUUACCAGCAAGGGGUUGGCUAUGUGCCGAUUACAGGAGUGCCUGCUGUCUGCGGCCCGGGGGUGAUGCCCUUGGCAGUGGCUCCCCCGGUGGUCAGUGCCCAGCACCCUUGUAGCGAGGAGGACCUGAAAGCCAUUCAGGACAUGUUCCCCAACAUGGACAGAGAAGUGAUUCGCUCUGUGUUAGAAGCCCAGCGGGGGAACCGGGAGGCCGCCAUCAACUCCCUGCUUCAGAUUGGGGAGGAGUCGUAGGGCCUUGGCCCCCUGGGGCCCCCCGGGGCUCCUGCAUCCUCCCUGCCCCCUGUGUUUGACCUGCCGGGCCAGGGGGCGGAGAGAGGAAGCCCGCCCGAAGGUGCCCCCUGCAGAGCCUCCUGCCCUCUCUCUCUUUGGCCCUUGGGUGGCCUCGGCUCUACGCUGUGCUUUGGGUCCCUGCGGAUGCAUGUGGGUUUUCCCUGUUAUAGCCCCAAUGGUGUAUGUACUGUUUUAUGGAGGCAGAGGUGUUGUAUGUAUUUAUUCCCCUGCGCCAUCCUGCUCUGUGGCCACAGGGGGCUCUGUUCCUGCAUCACGGGUCACAGAGGGCAGCGGUGCCCUCCACCUCUGGCUCGGGGCCCUCCGUUACCACUUGCCCUGGGCCGGAGAGGGAAGGCCUUCUGCCGCCCUGCCAUCUCCUUGGCCAGCAGCCUUCCCAGCCAUGAGGCUCUGCCCGGGAGGCUGCCUGUGUGCCCUGCCCUGUCUCCUGAGGGGUCUUCACCAGGACCAUGUGUCACACGGCAUGCCACGUCCCCCCAGACUGCAUUGUGUAACCCGGAAGCAUGCUGCUUUUGAAAUGGUUAAGAAUCCCCUUAGUUCUGGCCAUGCUCCCCUUGAGGAUGGUCAAUGUUCAUGACAGUCUGUCCCAAGGGGCGCCUCCCUCCUCACCGAUAGGUGUGCUCCCCUUGCCCACGCGCUCUUCCGUAUGAAUUGUUGCUUUACUACUGACCUUCAUCUGGGGGACUGGGACCAGUGCCAGAGCCCCCCUUCCCUUGGCGCUGGAGGCUCCUUGUGCUCUGAGUCAGCCUGGUGUGCCCAUCUCCCCCUGCAGACUGUAGAGCAGCUGACCCCUUUUGUGGGAGGGGGAGUUCAAAAGAACCCCAUUUAUAGAACUGGAAGGUGUGCACUUUAUGGAAGCCCGGUCCUCUGCACUGGCUCCCUGUGGGUUGGGAAUGGCUGACCUGGGGUCCAGGAGUCCAAGCCCUUUGGGGCCCUGGGAAGGAAGGGAGAGAGCCUGGGUGUGCUCCUUCCCCAAAUCAGGAAAUCCCCCCCCCCCCCAUUUACUAGAUAUUGACUAUCAGCUCUUUGUACACACGUGCAAAGUGUGUGCUGGUGAUUGUACGGUGGGCUCUCAGGUCAGGACCAAAUGCUUUUGUUGGGCAUCUUUGGGAAUUUAGAAGAUUUUUUCCCCAGUAGGGAAGGCAGUAACUCCCCCACCCCCUACCACCCUGGCUUCUUCGAACACACUCAGACAGAUUCAGAGUUUGCCUCCUUUUCCCUGAGGCCCCUGCCUGCACGGGGCUGUAAGGGGGAGGCCUGGCUCCAGGUGACCUCCUGUCUCUUCUCUCCCUGGCUGCCCUUCCCAGAAAAAUCAGCCUCCGGAAGAUUAAGCCAUUGGCCUCUUUGGGAAGAGUGACCUUGACGAGUUUGUCUGGAGUGCGGAGGGCCAGUAGAACUUGCCUCCAGUUACAAGGUGGGCUUGAGGGAGCCAAGAUGGCGGAGGACAGUCAGUAAAAGGGGGGCUUGAGCCCUCAGUGUGGGCUGUGAUAAGACCUUGGCCAUCUCCUUCCAUGCCUUCCUCUGGGCUCACAUGAGGGACUGUGAUCCCCAAAGCACUGGCCCCAGUGUCUAUCUUCCCUUGGAUUUGGAGGUGGAAAUAACGGCAAAAUGUUGGGGUGGGGCCUUUCAAAGGCGCUUCUCCAGCAGGGGAUAGACCAGGGUGGACUAGGAGAAUGGGUGUUGGAUCCUUCUGGAGCAAGUCCCUGGGCCCAGAUGCCAGCUGGCCUUCCUGGCCCAAGGCAGGCGGCCAGGGGGUGUCCUUGGCCCCUUCCAGCACCAGCCUGUGUUGGCUGAGGGCCGGGGGCAGGGCCGGCCUUGUGGAAACGGGGGCUUUGCUGGGACGACUCUCGGGCUCUGGUUCUGCAGUUGGGGUCCAGGGUCUGCGUUUCUCUCGCUCGUCACGUAUGUGUUUUGAUCUUCUAAUUUAAUAAAUGAUCAUCUACACGAC